Molecule: messenger RNA, 5587 nt
Organism: Seriola aureovittata
Lineage: Eukaryota; Metazoa; Chordata; Actinopteri; Carangiformes; Carangidae
Product: EMILIN-1-A-like
Exons: 14
Coding region: 424-3837 (1137 amino acids)
Molecular function (GO): protein binding
Source: RefSeq, a predicted model, not a curated record
GGGACAGUUCGGGGGGCGGUGAUGAAGAGGAGGAGCAGCUGGUCUCGGUUCAGUCUGUCGCAACGUUUUCUUCCCUUUGUUUCACAUGAAAAGUUCUGAUGAACAAACUGUGACCGCCCCAAACCGGAUUAAAACAGAUUAAACCCGCGGUACCAGCAGGACCCUGACCCGGAGCAGGACCCUGACCCGGAGCAGGACCCGGAGCGGAUCAAAGGAGACUGGACUCUGUUUCUGGUCUGGUUUCUGGGAGUUUGGAUCCGAAUCCGGAUCAUGGGUCAGUAGGACGGACGGACUUUGUGGAAACUUAUUUUGUUUCCAUGGAGAUGAUAGCUUUUCCCGCCAGCUGAGAUGUUGAUCAGUCUGAUCGAGAAUUGAUACCCUGUAUUGAUAGUGAAGCCUAUUGAACGUGUAUUGAUCGGCGGGAUGGCCACGCGCCUGCUGCUGCUGCUCGCACUCUGGACUUGUGGACACGCCAAGAGCGCGUUCCCGCUGCGACCUUCCUACAGCCUGUACACUGGCGGGCACGCGCACAGUGCCCGCGCGACCAGCAGACACAGGAACUGGUGUGCAUUUGUGGUGACAAAGACGGUGAGUUGUGUAGUUGAGGAUGGAGUUGAAACCUACGUGAAGCCUGAUUAUCAUCCUUGCAGCUGGGGGAGUGGACAAUGCAGCAGGGUGGUGGUCUAUCGGACCUACAUGAGGCCGCGGUACAAAGUGGCCUACAAAAUGGUGACAGAGAUGGAGUGGAAGUGUUGCCAUGGUUACAGCGGAGAAGACUGCAACGAUGGUCCGGUUGGUGGAGCAGGAACCCAGAUCUCCACCACCAGACCUCAACCCAGACCAGGACAGGGAGGGGCGACGAGCCAUGGACAAGGGGGAGGAGGUUUUGGAUCAGGACCAAGCGGAGGACACGGUGGACAAGUUGAAAGAGAGAAAAUGAGGCAGCUGGAGGAGAAGAUCCUAAGUCUAACCAAGAACCUCCAGGACCUACAGUCCACCCUGAACACUGUGAACCAACGCUUCCAACAGGAGAUCAACAAGCCGGGCUUCAGUGGAGGAGGAGGAGGAGGAGGAGGAGGAGGAGGAAGAAACCCUGCUGAUGCAGCUCAGCCAGAGAUUAAAGAGACGAUUCACAGCAUUCAGACCAAACUGGACCAACUGGAUAACCGCACACAGGCUCAUGAUAAAACCCUGGUCAGCAUCAACAACCACCUGGUGAACGGGAAAGGUAACGACCUGGACGGAGGUCUCUCUGGAGGAGGACUGAACUCGCUGAAGGAGGAGAUUCUGAGGGAGUUGGAGAGGAGAGUGUCACUGUCCUGCUCCUCCUGUCAGGCUGGUGUGGAGGAUCUGCGCCGACAGCAGCAGGAAGACCAAGAAAGGAUUCGAGCUCUGGAGAAGCAGUUGAGUGCUGUGGACGUUCGGUAUCGGCAGGGCCUGGAUGGGCUGCAGCGCGAUGUGGUGCAUUUUCAGGGAUGCUGCGACACUGUCGAUGACCUCCAAGACCGCAUCACUGACGCUGAACGCAAGAUCAGCUCAGCCUCAGAGAACUUCGAUGUUCUGCAGAACCGCCUGGACAAGGAGCUUAGUGGAGCAGGAGGCAGCAGCCAAAGUGAGAACAGCGGGUCCAGAGGAGGAGGUCUCGGUGGUGGUAGUGGAACCGGCAGAGGUGGAAAGGACGUUUUGGUGACAGAGGACAUGUUGGACAAUGGGCUGAGGGACCUGGAGAGGAGGGUCAACAACACUGUGCAACGAACCGAGCAGAGUUGCUCAUCCCUGGAGAAUGAACUAAAAGACUACUUCCAUAAAGAACUUGGGGACCUGAGGACUGUGUUCCUGGAUCGUUUCGAUGACCAGGCCUUCAGGAUCGCAGAUGUGGAGCUGGAUGUGGGGCUGGUGAAGGCCAGAGUGAGCAACCAUGACAAGAGGCUGACAAACCUGGAAAACAACACCUCCCUCAUCAACCGAAUGCUGGAGAAGUGCAGCUGUGGAGGGCUGGAAGAAAGAGGAGGUGAUCGAGGAGAUGUAGGAAGGUGGGGGGGGGUAGGAGGAGGAGGAGGAACAGGGGGAGGAUUAUCUGGGACAGGAGGAGACAGAGAAAAUACAACAAAGAAAUCAUUGGAGUGGAGAGUGGUGGCCAAUGAAGAUCGGAUUCAACAUUUUAACACUCGACUUAAAGACCUGUCGGUGUCCGGAGACUCUCUGCACGACAAGGUUCUGGACCUGAGCCAUGAUGUCCGUAAGAUCAAGGCUCUGACAGGCGACCACGGCGAACACUUUAACCGAAUUGUGACGGAGGUGGAGCUGCUGGGGCAGGACAGCGAGCUGUGCAGGAAGGUGGAAGAUGAGUUGGGAAGGCUGAAGAAUCACUCCCAUGAUACACUGGGGCGCAUGCAGAGCCACAUCAGCAGACUCCAGAUCAGACUGGACUCAGAGAAAGAAGGCUGCUUCCAGAUCUGUUCACACCUGCAGAACGAAGUCCACCUGCUGCGAGAUGAUGUCAGAAGGUGCACUGGCCAAUGUAAGACCAGCCUGGACACGCACACAGGAGCUGGUUCUUCUGGUUCUGCUGGUUCUGGUAACGCUGGUAGCAGUGGUGCUAGUGGUGGUACCAGUGGACCUGGGACUCGGUUGGAUGCUGAGAAGCCUUUAGAUGGCCACAGUGUGAUUGGAGGCUCCAUCAACAACAACCAACUGAAGACGCUGCAAGGCGAAAUGUCUGAGGUCAUUCUCACCUUCAGCUCCAUCAACGACACCCUGAAGGGGCUUGAACACACGGUGCAGAAACACGGCAGCGUCAUCACAGACCUCGGAAACACCAAGGAUAAGAUCAUCUCUGAGCUGGACAAGAUCCAGCAGGAGGUGACAGAGCACGUGGAGGAGAGCCGGGACCGUCUGGACGGGAUGGGCCACGACAUCCGGCGGUUUGAGAGCACACUGCUGGUGGAGAUGGGAGAGUGUAAGAGGUCUGGAGACGGGCUGGAGAAGAGGCUGUCCAAGCUGGAGGGCGUCUGUGGGAGACUGGACGGCGUCUCUGACUCCAUCCACAAGAUCAAGGAAGGACUGAAUCGACACGUUUCCAGUUUGUGGACAUGUGUCUCUGGUCUGAAUGACUCGGUCAUCCAUCAUGGAGGAAUCCUGGAUUUUAUUGAGAAGAACCAGAACGACGUCCAGAGCAGGAUGAAGAACCUCAAUUCGAGUGUGAACCAGGUCCUCAAAGACCUUCAGAGUUUCUCUGACUACAACCUGACCGGCCUUCCUGGACCCCCAGGAGAAAGAGGCUUCAAUGGAUUGCCAGGGGCCCGGGGGCCCCCUGGACCUCCUGGGCGACAGGGAGAGAGUGGAGCACGAGGUCAGCCUGGUCCCAGAGGUGAAGCAGGCGUGCCUGGUGCUGAUGCUCAUGUACCCCGACUCUCGUUCUCUGCUGCCCUCACUGUCCCCAUGGACAGAGCUGGAACCAUCAUCUUCGACAAGAUAUUUGUCAAUGAAGGAGAAUUCUACGACCACAGAACAGGUGUUUUCACCGCCCCUGUGGACGGACACUACUUCUUCAGUGCCAUCCUGACAGGCCACAAGAACGAGAAGAUUGAGGCGGUUCUGUCAAAGUCUAACUACGGCAUGGCGCGGGUGGACUCUGGAGGCUACCAGCCUGAAGGCCUGGAGAACAACCCCGUGGCCGAGGCUAAAACCACCCCCGGCUCUCUGGCCGUCUUCAACAUCAUCCUGCCUCUGCAGACUCGGGACACGGUCUGCGUCGACCUGGUGAUGGGCAAACUGGCUCACUCUGUCGAGCCACUCACCAUCUUCAAUGGUAUGCUGCUGUACGAAGACCAGUGACGGGUUUGUCCCAAUGUCUGAGAAAUGACGAGGCGGUGACAGGAAGUGUAAUGUCACUGAUUCAGAGUGAUGACAGUAUUUGAAAUGAACAGAUUUCUGUCACAAUGUUUUAACUAUGUUAUUGUUCUAUUGACUCUUUGUCUCUUCAUGCGUGGACAACAGCAGGAGUCCAUUAACUGUCUGACAGCUUUAAUCCAAUCAUCUGGUCCGCUGUGGUCACAUGACCCGACCUCAGCGCAGCAGUGUGAGGACACGUCUCUGUAAACCAGGAUCAGCCCUGCUUCCUGCGGCUGCGCGAAACCACUUUUUGGAAGUACGUGACGUCCUGUGGUGGAGAAUUGCAGAACUAGCAGUUUGUAGUGGUGUUAGCGCCCCCCACAGGCCACAGAGGUAAUGACAGCCGCAUCACAAACAAACAACCCCCUGAUUUAUUGAUUCUGCCAGUCUGAACAGCAGCGGAGCUGAGGGUGGUCAUUAAGGUCAUUAAAGGACCACAGUCAGGACAUUUAUUGAUCUGAUUGGUAGAUAUUUAGAUACCUAUCUGUUUAUGAUCUGAUUGAGAUAAGUGUUUGUGGAUCAGUGUAUGAAAGUGUUUGAAAAACAAAGAAAGCUUUUUUACUUUCUAGAAGCAGAAUGUGUGUUUUAUAAGCGAAGGUUCGUGUUGCGAAUGUUUUAUAUUGAGCUGCACCUUUUUUGUUUUAUUUAAGCCAUUAUCACAAAAUGUCACUUUUAUAGACAAAUGUUAACGGACAAGGCUGUAAACACUCAGUAUUUUCUUACUGUCAACAAAUCACAGUGGUGGAGAGGAUAUUCAUUAACUGUAGUAAUACCACACUGUAAAAAAUACUGGGUUACAAAUAAAGUCUUGCAUUCUAAAUGUUAUUUAAGUAAAUGUACAGAAGUUUUAUCAUCCAAAUGUACUUAUAUUUAAUAUAAAAGUACUUAAUGUAGAAAGAUAUAUCAAUGAUAAAAUAAUAUCAUAUGUAUUGUUUUAUUAUUACAAAUCAUAUGUUUUGUUCUUAUCUGUAAUGAACCUGUCAGAUAAAUGUAGUACAGUAGAAGUAUUAAGUAUCAUUGUGUGGAAUUAUUGAAGCAAAGAACAAACAGGAUGUGAGUAAUUGUUCCACCACUGGCAAGACUCAAAGCAACAGUAUGUUAGUCCGUCUCUCAACACAGUCCCUCUUCUGUCUGUCAGCCAUGAGCUCAUCGGUUCCUACUUAUAUUAAUACACACACAAUCCCUGUUGGUUUAUAUUAAUACACACAAUACUUGUUGGUUUGCAUCUAAGCUUGGGAUUUGUUGACAAAAAGAAAAAUAUUCAGUCUGAUCAGACUUACAGUGUAAAACUAAUGCUGAGAAUUAUGGACAGCGAGUUUCAUCUGAAGAUGAGGAUUGCUUUGAUAAUUAUUAAUAGCUGCCUGAAGAAACAUGUGAACAAUGUAUUUUAACUAAAUGUUUUAAUCACCUAAUUACUGCAGCAGAUCAAAAACUCAACCAGCUCCAUUUGACUCUGUUAUCAGUGAAAAGAGAUUUAUGUGUGAUGGUCUCAUAUCAGUAACUCUUCACUGUCUACAGAUAAACUGAUGGACAAAAGGUUCCAGGAAACUUUAGUCUGAGAAAAGUAGAUAUGAUUUUCCAAACUUUAUUCUCUGACAGGCUUUUGCUACAAUUCUCAUGUAAACCUGAUUUAAAUUUCAUACUUUUGUAUUGAAUCAUUUUCACUGCCAUUAAAGAAAACAAGUAAAACCCA